GCGGGGCUUCAGAGAGGGCCGGACCUCGACCGAGAAGCGGGUGUCCACCGCCGCCGCCAGCAGCAGCAGGAUCCCGCGGGCCGCGGCGCUGUCGUGAGUCCGUCUGUGGUGUGACAGGAGUGGGCUCUGUUCUCCGCGGUGUGAUGGAAAUGGACAGGAUGGAUGAAAAUGACUGGAAAUACCACGAAGAAGGAAACAAGAGCCUGGUGGUCUGCCAUGUUCAGCACUGCAGGGUUCUGCGGCUCCUCAAGUACCCGGCUGAAGACUCGGAGAACCCGCCACAGACGGCGGAGCAGGCCUUCAGGCAGAUCCAGAACAUCGUGGACUUCACCUCCAACGUCAUGAGCCGGCUGCUGGGGGACAAGUUCGUCCACAGUGGGGAAGUGGUCCGACUGCCGCUGGAGUUCGUUCGCCAGUUAUCCAUCAAGAUUCAGCACCAGAGACCAGCCUGGCGCUGCGAUAAAGUCAUGGACAUCUACAGCGGCUGCGCUCUCUGCCUGCCCAACCUCACCACGCCGACCCAGUACCAGCCGACAGCCACGCCGCCCAUCUGCAUCGAGAUCAAGCCUAAAUGGGGCUUCCUGCCGUCCUCCAAACACGUCAGCAGGGACAUCAAGACCAGAGUGUGUCGCUACUGCAUGCACCAGCACUACAAGGUUCGGAAGAGAUCGGCAAGACACAAAUAA
Molecule: messenger RNA, 686 nt
Organism: Fundulus heteroclitus (mummichog)
Lineage: Eukaryota; Metazoa; Chordata; Actinopteri; Cyprinodontiformes; Fundulidae
Product: inositol-pentakisphosphate 2-kinase-like
Exons: 7
Coding region: 144-686 (180 amino acids)
Biological process (GO): inositol phosphate biosynthetic process
Cellular component (GO): nucleus
Molecular function (GO): ATP binding; inositol-1,3,4,5,6-pentakisphosphate 2-kinase activity
Source: RefSeq, a predicted model, not a curated record